UCACACAGUUGGCCUGUACUGGCAGUGUAGGUGACCACAGAGACAUCAGGACAGAGAUAGACAGAGAGACAUGAGCUGCCAGGCCUUCAGCAGUACUGACUCUUUCAGCGCUUUGAGUGGCGAUUCAGCUGCUCUGCCUCUGCUUAUGCACCAUGCUGGAACUGCUGACUGCCUUCCCGUCACCAGCCACACCACCAACAUUGUGCCUCCAGUUCCCUCUGGCCUGCCCCUGGUCCAGUCGUCCAAGCGCUCUCACAUGCAUCUGUCCACUUCUGCCCUGAGCAAUGCCUCAGCCGGCCUGCACUACUCCAUGCCUCCAUGUCACUAUAGCAACCAGCAGACCACCUACGGCAUGAUGGCAGCACAGGAAAUGCUCUCAGCCAGCAUCUCUCAAACACGCAUCCUGCAGACUUGUAGUGUCCCACACAAUAUGGUCAAUGGAGCCAACUCACUUCAAGGUGCCCUGGCUCCAUGUCUGUAUAAGUUCCCUGAGCACAGUCUGGCUGGAGGUUCGUGUACUCUGUCCCACAGUUUCUCUACACUGCCCCAGGCCCUAUUCACAGAUGAGCCUACCCUGGGGGACAUCAAACAGGAGUUGAGGAGGAAGAGUCGAGCCCCAGAGGAACCACCAGACAUGGACUCACCCCAGAUUCGUGAGCUGGAGAAAUUUGCCAAUGACUUCAAACUACGCAGAAUCAAACUUGGUUACACUCAGACUAAUGUUGGAGAGGCUCUAGCAGCUGUACACGGCUCUGAGUUCAGUCAGACCACCAUCUGUCGCUUUGAGAAUCUACAGCUCAGUUUCAAAAAUGCUUGCAAGCUGAAGUCCAUACUUGCCAAAUGGUUGGAGGAGGCUGAGCAGGCUGGUGCAUUAUUUAAUGACAAAAUGGGACUUCAAGAACGCAAACGGAAGCGAAGAACUACCAUCAGUCUAGGGGCAAAGGAGGCAUUGGAGAGGAAUUUUGUGGAGAAGAGUAAGCCAUCCUCACAGGAGAUUGUGCGCAUGGCAGAAGGUCUCCAUUUGGAGAAGGAGGUGGUGCGUGUUUGGUUCUGCAAUCGCAGACAGAGGGAGAAAAGAGUCAAGACAAGUCUACAUCACAGCUCUUUCAUGACCAAAGACACUGUAGGUAGACAUGAUAGAUGAUGAUGUGUUAAAAAGCUACUCUGCUCAGGCUCAGACCAUUUACCUCUUAACUCUUCAGACAAUCAAAGUAACUUUGUGUCAUAGAGAAUGGAGAAAUAUUGUCUUGUUCAGAGUAUUAUACAUAGUGCAUACUGACAUUGUAUCGGGGAGAAAAAAGUUCCUGGUUUGUGAACAGGAGUGAAUGUAGUGCUGUGCCUGUACAGAAGUGACCCAUUUAAUGGAACAUAUGCAGAGGAAAUGCUGUAUAUCAUUAGCAUACUGUUGGGUUGCCAUAAUAUUUUCACAUCACGUUGACUCAUUGUGAGGUUUAUUUUUUAAUUAUUUAUUUCUUUUAUUUGGAUGAACAAAUUAUUCAUCCAAGUUUGUGACGAAGCAUUUCGAUGUAGUAAGUUAUUUAAAUUAAUAUAUUCAGGUCUGUCUUUUGCAGUAAUUCAAAUGUAAUAUAUGGAAUUAAUCUACAAAUAAGGCAGUAAAAUACUGAUUUUUCUAUUGUUAAAUCACUGUAACAUAAAAAAAAGUGAAUGACAAUAAAAACACAUAAGAUGACUUCAUGGUGAGUGUAAUGAUCCUGUGAGUUUUUAAAGGCUCUCAUUCUAAUCACACUGGUCUUAAUACCUUAAAUAAUUAAAAACCUUGUAUAAUUAACAAAGGGAUCAAUUAACAGCAGUAAAAACUAAGUGUAGUACUCAAUUCACAACAGUCAUACUAGCAGAUAAAAAAGCAUGUGCGCGCACACACACACGUGGGGGAUGCAUAUGUCCCAAGUGUGGAGGCAGACAUUAAUUUACUUCUCCAGGUGUGUAGAGCAGUAGCAAUAGCUAUUCAAUCUCCCCACUGGUUUUAUUGUGGAAUAUUUAUUGUAAUGUUCUACAAUCCUGAGUGUAUGAACACAUUCAAAAGGACUUUCUCACCCAUAUUCAUGAAAUAUCAUGAUCUAUACCGUCAUCAGCAUCCUGUCACGGCUUGCAAUAAACAAAACAUUUCUUAUUUGAGUUAUAGAGUUGAAUUUACACUUUAGAAUGGUGUGUUGUUGCUGGGAAAAUUUAAGUAUACAGUAUAUACAGAAUAAUAAAAAAAAUAUUUUUUAAUAAAUUGCAGUGGUGGAUUUUCUCCACAAAUCUAUUCAUCUUAAAACUAGUUAUAAGCCAUUAUUUUACACACUGUUAAAUUAUUUUGAAACUAAUGAGUUCCACAGAAAUUCAAUUAAGCAAGGUCGUGCUGCACAAACUCAUUAAGACCUUAUGUAAAAAUUAUAUUUGCUUGUCAUUAUGAACAAUUAAGCAUAAUUUAACGCAAUUAAGAAUGGUCUAAAAGGACAACCUGG
This is a messenger RNA of Ictalurus punctatus (channel catfish), 2468 nucleotides long. RefSeq names its product POU class 1 homeobox 1 (gene pou1f1). Lineage: Eukaryota; Metazoa; Chordata; Actinopteri; Siluriformes; Ictaluridae. Gene Ontology annotation, biological process: regulation of transcription by RNA polymerase II. The record is from RefSeq and is a predicted model, not a curated record. Gene Ontology annotation, molecular function: DNA-binding transcription factor activity, RNA polymerase II-specific; RNA polymerase II cis-regulatory region sequence-specific DNA binding. The coding region runs from base 71 to 1144 and encodes 357 amino acids. The transcript has 7 exons.